UCUGUCCCUAUUCACAACACUCUAAUACGUGAACUACUUUAUUUUGUAAAUAUAUUGUUGUGUUUUGUCGCCGUUUAAAAUGUCAACUUACCGUAAACUGCUUUACACGCCGCUCUUCGGUUCUCAGUCGUUCCAACCUGACAAGAAAACAGGACGAAACGGAGAAAACAAACUGAGAAAGAAAAAGAACACUCUGACUCAAGAGGGAACUCCACUUAUGUUUGACACGAGUCCUGAAAUAACACCAUGCUUUUCAAGAAAGGUGAAAAUACACCACCUUUUGAGGGUUUACUCGAAUGUGGGGAUGUCGAAGAAAAAAUCGUCGGUUAAUCUGAGGGAAUCUAACGGCAGAAAACCACCACAGCGCGCCAAACAUUCAGUGAGAGAACCAUCCUCUGAUGAUUUUGCAUUUCCGUCAAGAAGGACUCGAACCGAAAAUAAAAUGGCCCGAACAAAACAGGAUGUGUUGAGGACGAUCAAGAGAAUGGUGGAGGAGAACAGGGUCAUCAGAGUGCGAUUACUCACCUUGAGGCAGAUGAGCAGAAGCAAAUGAGGUUUGCAUAUGUCUGCAGGUGGUACCACAUGCAAAGAACAUUUAAGAGGAAAAGACAAUUCUCUGUUAAAUGCUUUUGUAAACUAGAGAAG
Messenger RNA from Danio aesculapii, 645 nucleotides. RefSeq lists its product as uncharacterized. Bases 80 to 553 code for a protein of 157 amino acids. The record is from RefSeq and is a predicted model, not a curated record. Lineage: Eukaryota; Metazoa; Chordata; Actinopteri; Cypriniformes; Danionidae. The transcript is spliced from 4 exons.